Aphidius gifuensis is the source of this 2576-nucleotide messenger RNA. RefSeq names its product hydroxymethylglutaryl-CoA synthase 1 (gene Hmgs). The record is from RefSeq and is a predicted model, not a curated record. The coding region runs from base 889 to 2271 and encodes 460 amino acids. Gene Ontology annotation, biological process: acetyl-CoA metabolic process. The transcript has a single exon. NCBI's taxonomy places the organism in Eukaryota, Metazoa, Arthropoda, Insecta, Hymenoptera, Braconidae. Gene Ontology annotation, molecular function: hydroxymethylglutaryl-CoA synthase activity.
AUUUUGAUGGUUUUAUAUUAUUUAAACAUACGCAAAUUCCAUACCUCCCACCAAAAAUUAAACCCCUCAUUGUAAAAGUGUCUCUAAAAGUGUUGGAGGUCUUGAUAUGAGCUGAUGUGACUAUGUGAGUGUUGAACGUGUUGAAGAAUAUAUCAGUCCAUGUUGGGACCAGCAAGACUGAGCAAGACUGACCAUCUUUUUUUCUGUCAGUUGGUCAAAGUUUGUUCAUCGUAUAAUUUCACCUCCACGUAUUAAAAAAAAUUUCACUACCAACAAGAUACUCCAAAACAUCAUCACUCAAAAAUUCAACAACUCAAUAUAUUAAAUAUACAACACAACAAUAAUUACAAUAAACAGAUUAAAAAUUUUUUUUAUAAUCAAAAUACAAAAGAUAAACAUUCAAAAAAAAUUUAUUAAUGAAAAUAAUCAUAAAAAUUAUAUUAAUAAAUAACCGGAAGUCACCCAGUGACCGUGAUUUUCACCUCGUGCAAGUUUCACUUCUAACCUAAUUCACCAACCAGGGGAAACCGUUGUUGCUUAAAAAAAAAAUAAUUAAAUAAAAAAUAAAAUAAACACACACAUUUUUAAUUCAUUGAAAAAAUUAAAUUUUUCCAAGUUCAUUAAUUCCAAGUGUUUGAUAAGAAAAAUAAACGUGUCUUACGUAAACUUGUUUUUUAAAAAAAGUGACCUUUGUGCUUAUUUUAAUCUAAUUUAUAAAAAAAAAAAAAAAAAGUUUAAAGACUAUUACGUAAAUUAAAUUAACAGCAACCAUUUAUACUCCGGAAUGUUAAUUAUUUCAUCAUUAAAAAUAAAUAUUAUUGAUAAAACCGAUAAGUAAACAAAUAAAUAAUUUAAAAAUUUAUAAAAAAAACAUAAUAGAAAUAAACAAUGUGGCCAGAUAACGUUGGAAUAAAAGCCAUUGAGGUUUAUUUUCCAGCUCAAUAUGUUGAUCAAAUUGAUCUGGAAAAAUAUGAUGGUGUAUCAGCUGGUAAAUAUACAAUUGGUCUUGGUCAAUCAAAGAUGGGAUUUUGCAAUGACAGAGAAGACAUAAACAGUUUAUGUUUAACAGUAACACAUCGUUUACUUGAUAGAUAUUCAAUAAAUCCAAAAGACAUUGGUCGUCUUGAUGUUGGUACUGAGACAAUAAUUGAUAAAAGUAAAUCAGUUAAAUCAGUAUUAAUGCAAAUAUUUGAACCAUACAAUGCAACAGAUAUUGAAGGUGUUGAUUCAACAAAUGCAUGUUAUGGUGGCACUGCAGCUUUGUUCAAUGCAAUAUCAUGGAUUGAAAGUAGUGCAUGGGAUGGUAGAUUAGCACUUGUUGUUGCUGCUGAUAAUGCUGUUUAUGAAAAAGGUAGUGCACGUCCAACUGGUGGUGCUGGUGCAAUUGCAAUGAUCAUUGGACCAAAUGCACCAUUAAUAUUUGAUCGUGGAUUACGUUCAUCAUUUAUGCGUCAUGCAUAUGAUUUUUAUAAACCAGAUUUACGAUCAGAAUAUCCAAUUGUUGAUGGUAAAUUAUCAAUACAAUGUUAUUUAAGUGCCUUAGAUAAUUGUUAUAAUAAAUAUAUUGAAAAAUAUCAAUUAAAAAAUCCACAAGAUAAAAAAAAAAUUAAUUUAAAAAUAUUUGAUGCAAUGUUAUUUCAUUCACCGUAUUGUAAACUUGUACAAAAAUCAUUUGCACGUCUUGCAUUUAUUGAUUUUUUAAAUUUAAAUAAAACAGAUAUUAUUAAUAAUUAUCCAGAAUAUGAAAAUUUAUAUAAAUUAAAACUUGAAGAUACAUAUUUUAAUCGUGAUGUUGAAAAAAUAUUUAUGUCAUUAAGUACAAAAACAUUUGAUGAUAAAACAAAACCAAGUUUAUUUAUUGCAAAUUUAGUUGGUAAUAUGUAUACACCAUCUGUUUAUUCUGGUUUAGUAUCAUUGUUAAUUAAUAAAAAUAUUAAUGAACUUGCUGGUAUGAAAAUUGGUAUAUUUUCAUAUGGUUCUGGUUUAGCAUCAAGUAUGUAUUCCAUGACAAUAACAAAUGAUUAUACAAGAGAUUCUGAUUUAUAUAAAUUAAUUGAUAAACUUGAUUAUGUUAAACAACAACUUGAUGCUAGAAAAUGUACAAGUCCAGAUGAGUAUACUGAUAUACUUGAUAUGAGAGAAAAAUAUUGUCAUGCUGUUCCAUUUGAGCCAAAGAGUGAUGUUCAACAAAUGUUUCCUGGAAGUUAUUAUCUUGUUAAAGUUGAUGAUUUACAUAGAAGAACUUAUCAACGAGUACCAUUUACUCAAUGAUUGUUAAUCAAUAUUAUUAAGGUUAAAUUAAUUUAAUUUGAUUUAUUAUUAUUAUUCAUGUUAAUCAAUUUUUUUUAUUUUUUUCUUUCUUUCGAAAUAAAUUGUUAGAAAUAUUUUUCACAGGUUUUUUUUCUACAGUUGAUUACUAGGUUUAUUUUUUUUUUUUUUGGGAACAAUUUUGGGAAUUUUAGAUUCAUGUAUGGAUGAAUGAAAUGAUUAAUAAAUAAUAAUUGUAAAUAAUAAUAAAAUUUAAAAUUAUUAACUUUUUAUAAUAAUAAAUAAAAUUUUUCAUCAAUUUUUUUAAA